Messenger RNA from Hirsutella rhossiliensis, 576 nucleotides. Its product is annotated as s4 domain-containing protein. Gene Ontology annotation, biological process: translation; positive regulation of translational fidelity. The record is from RefSeq and is a predicted model, not a curated record. Gene Ontology annotation, molecular function: structural constituent of ribosome; rRNA binding. Lineage: Eukaryota; Fungi; Ascomycota; Sordariomycetes; Hypocreales; Ophiocordycipitaceae. Gene Ontology annotation, cellular component: cytosolic small ribosomal subunit. The transcript has 3 exons. Bases 1 to 576 code for a protein of 191 amino acids.
AUGCCUCCUCGCGCGUAUUCGAAGACCUCUCGUGUCCCCCGCAGACCCUUCGAGGCUGCCCGACUGGACUCGGAGUUGAAGCUUGUCGGAGAGUAUGGCCUGCGCAACAAGCGUGAGGUCUGGCGAGUCGGUCUGACUCUGUCCAAGAUCCGUCGAGCUGCCCGUCAGCUUUUGACCCUCGACGAGAAGGACCCCAAGCGUCUUUUCGAAGGCAAUGCCCUCAUUCGCCGUUUGGUCCGCGUUGGCGUGCUCGACGAGUCGCGCAUGAAGCUCGAUUACGUGCUGGCCCUCAAGAUUGAGGAUUUCCUGGAGCGUCGCCUGCAGACCUGUGUCUACAAGCUCGGCCUCGCCAAGUCCAUCCACCACGCCCGUGUCCUCAUCCGCCAGCGCCACAUCCGCGUUGGCAAGCAGAUUGUCAACGUCCCGUCCUUCAUCGUCCGUCUCGACUCCCAGAAGCACAUCGACUUCGCCCUGAACUCGCCCUUUGGCAGCGGUCGCCCCGGUCGUGUUCGCAGAAAGAAGGCCAAGGCCGCCGAGGGUGGCGCUGAGGGCGAGGAGGAGGAAGACGACGAGUAA